Messenger RNA from Dracunculus medinensis (Guinea worm), 4512 nucleotides. The record is from the annotation of a GenBank genome assembly. Lineage: Eukaryota; Metazoa; Nematoda; Chromadorea; Rhabditida; Dracunculidae.
AUGGAAACUGAUGAAUUUCAAGGAAAAAAUGGAAUCCGAUUUGAGAAUGUCAAUUUGGUAUUUGAGACCGAUUGGUCAAGCGGUUUCCGACGUGAGCUGCAGUUAUGUCCAGCUCUUAUUUUGGCAUCUGAGAAUUCGAUAGGAAAAGCGAUAAAGUAUAUCUAUAGUCGAUUGGCUGCAAGUUCCGUAAAAAUUGACCAAGGAAUUCCUGAUCUUGUUGUAUCACUCAUUGCUACAACCAAUAAUUUCGAUCCAUCCUCCCGGCAAAAAGUUGAGAACGCAUUAUCGCGAAUUGCAAUAAGCUGUUGUGCUUGGUUCAUUUCAUGUGGCGAAUCUUCUGAUCCACUUGCUCGGAUAAUUUCUAAUAUACUUCGUUCUCUUUUUCUUACCCAUGGCUCGAUUAAUGAAACACUUAUUUUUCUCGUAAAUAAUACGAAUGUUAUCGCUAAUGACAUUAACCAUUCAGUUCGUAUGAAUGAUACUCGAUAUAAUACUUUUUGUAUUUUAUGGUCGUCACCAAAAGCAACAUUAAUGGAAUCGGCUUUUUUUCGAUCAGUUUUUGCUAUAAAACUUGCAACGCCACCACCAGGUGAAAAAAAUUUGGCCUUACUAAUUAGUGUGUCAAAUGGCAAUCCUGGUAAUGGAUCGUCCCAAAUACUACUAUCGCCUUCUGAUUCUGGCCCCAAACCUAUUCAUAUAGCGUUUUACUGUGGAAAUGAUUUUUUGUCACUUGUCGAAUUAAGAGUCUGUCUGCAAUCAGGUGUCCCAGUAAUUAUCUUGCAGGAUAGCAGUGAGCUUUGUGCAAUUUUGAGUAGUUCAUGGCUAUUAUAUCGGAGUUCAGCGUUCGAUUAUGAUAAAUGGUUAGAAUGGUUAGAUGCAGAGCUUCGAAGUGUAGCCCAGAACACUGAUUAUUAUACGAUGGAUGCAAUCAACGAUGCUAAGGAAAAUAUAGCUACGCUGAUCUCAUCAGCUUCAAGUGAUAUUACUUUGUUGGAUUUCAUAACUAUUGAUCAGUUGGAUGAAUUUAAUGAUCGUAUUCUUCAAUUAUGUAUUCGUUGUGCUACGGAAACCGCAGAUAUCUAUCGAGUCUUGCAACUUGCUGUAAAACUGCAAACACCAUCAAUUAUUCAGUCAACUGAACUUUCUUUAAUAUUUGCACAACAAGAGAUUAGCAGAUUAUGUGAAGAAGCACUUCUUAUAGAUUCUCGGAUAUCUGUUCUCUCAGCAUUACUGGAUCAAGGUGUACCUAUUAAAAUAUCUUUAGGAUUACUAACAGAAAUGGUUGAAAAUUUGAAAGAUCAAUGUUUCUUCCAUGAUGUUAUCAUUGGUCAUUCGUUGGGUCGAAGUUGCCUUUCUAAUAUUGACAUUCAUUUCAUCGAGCAAAUUAACCGAUUAAUGGAAUGGCUUUCUGGAGGCAUUAAAAAUCUUUUCCCAAGAGAAUGUUUUGAAAGUUUGGAUAAUGAUAUAGAUGAUGGUCGAUCACUCCAAAUACUUUCUCUAUGGGCUUUAAUUUUAAAUCGUGGUGAACUUGCCAAGUGUCUUUGUAGUUAUUGUUUGGAACCUGUACCUUUAUCACUUGUUAUGGCACGAAUCGCUAAUGCAUUGGCUUAUGAAGCUCGUGAUUGGGUAUUUUACGAGAAUGGCUUUCUGAAUCUUUCAAAGUGGUUCAGCAAUCACAGCACAGCAGUUCUGGAAGCAGCACAUAUAGAAUCUCCGAGAAAAGCCUAUAAAAAUUUAUGUAUACCUCUUGAGUGGUUCAAUAAUCUUACCAUUACUGAACUUGCUUUACAAGUAUGCAUAAUUUUAUUUUAUCAGAGAGGGCAAUUUUCAUGUGAUAUCUCAAGUUUUCAUCUAUCUUAUUUUCGUUCAGAUUUCUUAUUUAUUUUUCAGACCAAUGAUAAACAAUUCAUUGCACAUCGUUGUUGCCAACGUUGGGUUCAUCGUUUACUUUAUGCUAAUUUACAGGUGAUGGUUUGUGAUUUGUUUUAUUCUGGUUCAAAAAAAGUGUCUUGUUCAAAGGGAUUGCUUAAAAUACCUCAUUGGUUGAAAAUUCUCAUCUCUGCUUUAUUAAUAUUACCGAUACGUUUCUGGAUGUAUCAUCAAGAAUUAAUGAUUCGAGAACCUAAGGAAAAUUCGCCAAAUUUUUUUAGUCCAGCGAUUGCUUUUUUGCAGUGCAAUCGGAAAUCUAGUAAAAUCCAUGCUCAUUCUACCUACAGUCAUAUUUCUUCAAGGAGCAGUCAGAGAGAAAUGAUUCGCGAUGAACGAUCAUCAAGUGAAAUAACAGGUACUCCACAAUCAGGAAUUAAUCAAGGAGUCUCAACAGGAUUCCAUCCCAGAGAGACCAUUAUUCUGGAGGAUAUCGAUACUCCAGAUUGUCUAGCGAAGCAAAAGGAUCGAACGAAAUUUCGUUCUAAAACUUCUAUGGCAAUAAAUAUUUUUUAUACAAUUCCAAUUGUCAAGUUUUGGCUUUCGUUGGCAUUUCGACUUAUUCAUAUCAUUCUCAUUGCUUAUUCGAGUUUACUGAUUCAUUUAUUACAGAUUAUGCUUCCUGGUUGUGGUUCUUUGAUGUUAGAUAUAUCGAUAUGGGUUUGGACAUUUACAAUGUUACUUGAAUCAUUAUGGGUAUUUUCGAAUCGACUCAGUCGAGCAUCUUUCCAACAACUUUGGUGGCGUUUUUUCGACAUACUCGCCAUAUCGUCUCUUUUAUUUUCUAUAUUUGUUUUCAAAUUUUUGAAUAUGCUGAAUCAAAAAAUUUUUAAAACCAUCAGCCUCGCUCAUAACACUCGAAUUUUUUCUUCUUUUUUACUUCUUUACCUAUGUUAUUCAACAUUAUUUCAUUAUAUCCCAUUAUCAGAAAUUUUUGGACCUUUAAUGGUUCGCGUAAAAAUAAUGGUGAUGAGAGAUUUCACCAAUUACCUUAUUUUUACAGUUCUUGUCAUUGUAAGUUAUCGUAAAUUUUGGUUUAUUUUCAGUACUGCUGUCGCUUAUCAUGUGAUAUUAUAUCCAGACAUUGAAUUCGGCUUUAAUAGUUUUCUUAAGGCGAUUUCGUGGGCAUGGUUUUCACUAUUUACGGUUGAUUUGUCAGGUUUCUUUAUUGGAUUCUUUAGUUUAAAUGAAUCAGAAUCAUGCAAGAAAUCCAUACUGAGAGAAUCAAAGGAUCGGUGUACGGCAGUCGGUGGCUACACCAAAUACGAUUGUCCAUCGCAGUCAUGGGCUGGAUAUUUUGUAGUCAUCGAAUACUUCAUUCUAUUAAAACUAAUCAGUUGGCCAAUACUUUUUGCAUUGUUCGCAAAGACAGCAAAAGAAGUUGAUGAAGAAGCCGAUCGUAUUUGGAAAUUUCAAUUAUAUUCCAUUGUUGAAGAUUUUAGCAAAAUUUUUUUCUUUAGAUUGCGGCCACCGCUUCCACCACCUUUAACUCCGAUAUAUUUUCUUUAUAUGUCGUGUUGCCGUACCUCAGAGAAUUCUUCUUGCACCUCCAGUUCAAAUCAUCUACUUGGAUCAGACCAUCCAGAUGUAGAUGAUAGUGCUAGACGUCCCAUUUCACUUCCUCGGUUCGGCAAUGUAUAUAAUAUUCCAUCAUCCGAUGAUUUUUCUACAGAUGUUUUCUUUAAGGUGAAAUCUGUUGAAAUAUGGUUGAAACAUAGAGCCAAACCCAUAAAUUCUCAAUUAAAAACUGUACAACGACUUGAAGAGCAAAUGAAAAUUUUAAUUUCAUCAUCAAAUUUUACUCUCGGAAAUCAUUCGACUUCUUGGUAUGAAGAAAUAAAAGCUAUUCCAUACAAUGCUGAGGUCAAAAAAAUUUCCAUUCUCGACAGAUUCACACCUUGGAAUGUUCUUAUCAAAGAUUAUUAUCCACCGUUAUACUGUAAACCAAUCGAGUCUUUUCCGCAAGAAAUGCAGAAAUAUGUUGAUUCCCUCACUAAUCAAAACAUGGCAGAAAUCAGGAAAUAUUGGCGCAAGAAGCAGCAUUCAAGUUUGUUUGAUUCAUUAAAAUUAUCGGAAAUUUGCGUUUCGCCAUGUGGUAUCCCACUUAACCCAAGAGGGCGUCAAGGCAUUAUGGGCCGCGGUGACCAUGUCAAAUUUGGUCCAAACUAUUAUUGUAUAUAUGUGAUAAUGCAUGGUAAACCGUUUACAUCUAAUGAUUUGAAGGUUUUAAUGGAAGAUAAGUCAUUACCAACACGAUGGAGGUUUGAAAUGGGUCGUCGUGAUGAAUCGUUAUCAGAAAUAUUAAGGAAUCUGUCGAUACCCGACUCGGACAUAUUUUCGAAUCAAGGUCUGUUAAAUGUCGGUGAAUUUGAUUCGGGUGUUGCACAUGUUGAACGAAGUUGUCGGAAUGAUCCACGUGAUACGGAUAAUUCAUGGGCAGAAAACGAUUUAUGGGCUGUACAUUUAGGAUCUCGAUAUAUGGAAUGUAUUCUUCCACAACCCUAUUCUUGGCAGUCUAUGUAUGCGAUUUCUUCUUCAGAUAAAGAGAUGAUUCUUAAAUGCUCAGAAUAUUACAAUUUGCCUUAA